Messenger RNA from Pleuronectes platessa (European plaice), 3487 nucleotides. It is a transcript of the gene gata2a, whose product is annotated as GATA binding protein 2a. The coding region runs from base 1180 to 2547 and encodes 455 amino acids. Gene Ontology annotation, biological process: positive regulation of miRNA transcription; cell fate commitment; positive regulation of transcription by RNA polymerase II. Gene Ontology annotation, cellular component: nucleus. Gene Ontology annotation, molecular function: zinc ion binding; RNA polymerase II cis-regulatory region sequence-specific DNA binding; DNA-binding transcription factor activity, RNA polymerase II-specific. NCBI's taxonomy places the organism in Eukaryota, Metazoa, Chordata, Actinopteri, Pleuronectiformes, Pleuronectidae. The transcript has 6 exons. The record is from RefSeq and is a predicted model, not a curated record.
AAUGAUAAGAAUAAUGUUAUCAUAACAUCAUUUAAAAACAGUGAAUAAGAGCAUUAAGCGUGUGUUAAGGGUUGUGAUCUGUUUGGGUUUGUAUUGCGAGCUCUCAGUGGGGGGGUGUCAUGAGACACUUUGAUGAUCACCAACCGGUUUUUUUUAAGGCCUUGCGCUCAUCGCUGGUGCCACCAAGAGAGAAUGUGGCGCCAUUAGUAUGCAAACUGUGUUUGGUUGCUCUGUCUGCGAGACAAAACCUCUGUUUUCACAAGAAGAAUGGCCCACUACUAAUUAAAGACAAUUAGGCUCCUCACAACAAAGGGACCAAAUUCGGGGUCAUAAAUCGACUCCUCCUCUGUUGGUUUUAGAGGUGCUGAAAACCCUGUUUAUUUACAUAACAGCAUGCGAAAAACGACACUUACAAUUAUUGAUGGUAAUGCGAGGCUCCAUCAGUCACUUGACUUGUUGGAGGGGGAGUGGGUUCAUAUUCUUGUUGCCUUUUUUACAGAGGGGCGCAUACAAGUGGAGGCAAGACACCUCAUAAUUAACCUACAUUUCUCAUUCGUGACAGUGAGACAUGUAUCGUGCAAAAUGACUUUGCCUCCAUGUUAAGUGUCUGCAUUCAUGCUGAGAACUGGUGCUAUAAAAACCGAUCGUCAGGGGCCGAUUGCUGAUCUUCAUGAGAGAGAAAGAUCCCCAGAGAAAUGACGCUGCUGAUUGAUAAGUCUUUCAGUAUUUCGGUGCAGGGAAAUGGAAAUUUAAAGGAGAGCAGGGAUGCAGCGAGCCAAUUGUGGCAGAGGCUGGCCGUCAUUGGCUCCGAGGUAGGCCCCGCCCCCGCGAGCCUUGAUAUGGGAAUUUACUGGCGCCAUCCGCGUCAGUCUCCGCCACAUCUCAUUAAUGAGCCCGAGCAGAGCACGGAUCAGGAGGUUUACACAUCCGAGCUGUGUCCGCCGUCAGCUGAUCGAGACCGCAACAGGUAUCCCCUCCUGAGGAGAAAGAAGGAGACCGGGCUAUUAAAAGGAUUUUUUUUUAAAUUUCUGCAGUAAAUAAACACAGCCGAGACCCCUACAGCUCGGGAACUAUAUUGUCAGGAGGAUCUAACUUCCAUUUUGGAGGCGAGAGUGUGUAGAGUAGCCCGGCGCACAGACAGAGGCGCGUUCAGAGGAGAAGCAGACGACCAGCUCAGCCAUGGAGGUCGCAGCGGCCGAUCAGUCUCGGUGGAUGGCGCACCACCACGCAGUGCUGAACAGCCAGCACCCGGACUCUCACCACCACAGUCUGAGCCACAACUACAUGGAGCCCAUGGCGCCUUUGCUGCCCCAGGACGAGGUGGACAUGUUUCUGAACCACUUGGACUCUCAGGGGAACCCUUACUACACCAACUCCCGGGCAAGGGUCACCUACAGCCAAGCGCACGCUCGUCUCGCUGGGAACCAGGUCUGCCGACCACACCUCAUCCACAGCCCCGGGAUUCCCUGGCUGGAUCCCGGCAAAGCUGCCCUGUCCGCUGCGCACCACCACAACGCAUGGGCGGUCAGUCACUUCAGCAAACCCGGCCUGCAUCCCACCGGCUCCGGCUACCCCUGCAGCAGCAACACCGGCACGGCCCCCGUGUCGUCGCUCACCCAGGGGUCCCACUCCAGCUCGCACCUCUACAGUUUCCCCCCGACCCCUCCGAAAGACGUGUCGCCGGACCCCGGCCCCACCUCCCCGACCUCCACCUCGACCAGGAUGGACGAGAAGGAUUCGAUCAAGUCCUACCAGGGGCCGCUGACGGACAGCAUGAAAAUGGAGAGCUGUAGUCCACUGCGCAGCGGCCUGGCCUCGAUGAACGGCCAGGCCACGCAUCACCCCAUCCCGACCUACCCGGCCUACUCUCUGCCGAAUCCACAUGAGUACGGCGGCAGCCUCUUCCACCCCGGCAGCCUGCUCGGCGGGUCCAGCUUCACGCCCAAGUGCAAAAGCAAAGCCAGAUCGAGCUCAGAGGGACGGGAAUGUGUAAACUGCGGGGCGACCUCGACCCCUCUUUGGCGACGGGACGGAACCGGCCACUACCUGUGCAACGCCUGCGGACUGUACCACAAGAUGAACGGCCAGAAUCGACCGCUCAUCAAGCCCAAACGCAGACUGUCCGCUGCGAGACGUGCAGGCACCUGCUGCGCAAACUGCCAGACCACCACCACCACCCUGUGGAGGCGCAACGGGAACGGAGACCCGGUGUGUAACGCCUGCGGCCUUUACUUUAAACUGCACAAUGUUAACAGACCCCUGACCAUGAAGAAGGAAGGCAUCCAGACACGCAACCGCAAGAUGUCCAGCAAGUCCAAGAGGAACAAGCGAACAGGGGACGGCUUUGACGAGCUGUCCAAGUGCAUGCACGACAAGGCCUCUCAUUUCGGCGGGGGACCCGGCCUCACCAGCCACAUGACCCACAUGGGUCACCUGCCCCCCUUCAGCCACUCGGGACACAUGCUGCCUACUCCCACGCCCAUUCAUCCUUCAUUCGGUCACCCCCACCACUCCAAUCGCUCGCCGGUCUGGGCCGAGCCUCACUGAGGGCCCCCCCCCCCACAGACCCAAAACUCCUCCGCCUGUAGGAGCCGCCACGCCGCCAUUAACACUAAAUGGCCUUCACAUCACGCCAAAAGCUGAGCAGACUUGUUGCGUUAUGUACAGUGAUUGGGAGGGACUUUCAGUUGGACUUUGUAACUGAAGGUCAUGUUAUGCCUGACUUCACUGAUGGGACGCCACAGAAAGCGGGACGUUUGCGGACUCUGUGAAGAGUAAACGUGACGCGGGGCUUCCCUGGUCCCUGGGUGAUUUGUGGCUUACAGGAAUGGAGAGAACGAAGAUGCUUUUCAUUCUUUUUGCUUAUUUUUACUGAGUCACUUUGGUACCCACCUCUCCAUGACCCUGUAACAGGAGACUCCAGAGGUCUUUAAAGAACCGCUGUUCCCACCUCACGACCAUCUCGUUAUAUGCUGAGAUACGUGCAUCCUGUCCACCCCCAUGCUGUUGCCCACAACCGCCAUGGACAGACAGACGGACAGAGAGACAGACUUCAGUGCUGGAGGUCUAAAGACUGGCUCGCAGCUGCAGCACCCCGUAUGCCCCUGUUACCAACCAGUCAGGCCCAGACUACAAUACCCAUAGACGAGUUCUCUCCUCACAUGCUGGAUUGUACACCACCACAACGCUCACCUGUUUUUAAUAAUGGACUUUUAAGGAAAAAAGACACCGUAAAUAAAGUGUUUAUAAAUGCUUAAUUGCUAUUAUUGUUGUCAUAUUUGAUGUUAUAAUUAUUGCUACGAUAAUUUAUUUUCACUGUUAAAGCUUUCGUCAAAGACACAUGGAAACUGUUAUGAUUUUAAUUUCAUGGUUAUUACGUAAAGAAAAACACUGACCUAUCUUAGAUAAAAAGGCCCUGAGCUGUAUGUUUUUAUCAUUUUUCCAUCUCACAAAAGUAAAGUAAAUAAAGUUUAAUACUGAAGUUCAA